Globicephala melas (long-finned pilot whale) is the source of this 4578-nucleotide messenger RNA. It is a transcript of the gene GOLM1, whose product is annotated as golgi membrane protein 1. NCBI's taxonomy places the organism in Eukaryota, Metazoa, Chordata, Mammalia, Artiodactyla, Delphinidae. The record is from RefSeq and is a predicted model, not a curated record. Gene Ontology annotation, cellular component: Golgi apparatus.
GGACUCGCAGCUGCGGAGGCCGGAGACGCGGCGGCGUUGGAGGCUGCGCGGGGCGCGGAGCGGGCGGGAGCGUGAGGCCGGCGGCGGUGGGAGAGCGGCCCGGGCGGCCUGGGAGCCGGGCCUCGCAGCACCGAGCGGCCACCGGAGCCGCUGCAGGAGAUUCUCAGCCUGGUCUGUGAGAUGAUGGGAUUGGGAAACGGGCGUCGGAGCAUGAAGUCGCCGCCCCUCGUGCUGGCUGCCCUGGUGGCCUGUAUCAUUGUCCUGGGCUUCAACUACUGGAUUGCGAGCUCCCGGAGCGUGGAUCUCCAGACGCGCAUCGUGGAGCUGGAAGGCAGGGUCCGCAGGGCGGCAGCAGAGCGAGGGGCCGUGGAGAUGAAAAAGAACGAGUUCCAGGGGGAGCUGGAAAAGCAGCGGGAACAGCUGGACAAAAUUCAAUCCAGCCACAACUUUCAAAUGGAGAGCGUCAACAAGUUAUACCAGGAUGAAAAGGCAGUUUUAGUGAAUAACAUCACCACCAGCGAGAGGCUCAUCAGAACCUUGCAAGACCAGUUAAAGGCCCUGCAGAAGAAUUACGGCAGGCUGCAGCAGGAUGUCCUUCAGUUUCAGAAGAACCAGACCAACCUGGAGAGGAAGUUCUCCUACGACCUAUGGCUGGACCACUCGCAGCUAUCCUGGAUCAUGAGGAACCAGUGCAUCAAUCAGAUGAAAGAGGUGAAGGAGCAGUGUGAAGAGCGAAUAGAAGAAGUCACCAAAAAGGGAAAUGAGGCUGUAGCUUCCAGAGACCUGAGUGAACAAAAGGACCAAAGCCAGCAGCUCCAAGCCCCCAGUGAGCCCCAGCCCAGGCCGCAGGAAGCAGGCCUGCCCCAGGCAGAGGUGCCACAAGCAAGAGGGAACAUGCCCAGCAACAGCGAGCCCCAGACACUAGUCCCCAGUUCUGAGGCGGCUUUGGAUUUGAAGAAACAAGGCGAGAAAGAGGGAACCAAGGAGAUGCAGGUCGUCAGCAAGGAGGAGCUUCAGAGGGACAGCCUGGGGCUGUCGAAGGAGCCGGGGCGAGAGCAGAAUGUGGAAGAAGACAGACAUGUGGGCGGAAAAGGCCGUGGAGAACCCGGAGAACUGGGCCAAACCCCACAGGUGCCAGCUGCCCUGUUGGCAAGCCAGGAGAAUCAGGAGAUGGAGAGCCCUGAGAGGGACCAGCUCGUCAUCCCCGACGGGCAAGAGGAGGAGCGGGAUGCCGACGAGGAAGGGAGAAACCAGCAAAAACCGGGAGCAGAGGAUGACUACAACAUGGAUGAAAACGAGGCAGAAUCUGAAACAGACAAGCAGGCAGCCCUUGCGGGGAAUGACAGAAACGGAAAUGUUCUUAACGCUGAAAAUCAGAAAGGAGGCACAGUAAAUUUACUAGAACAGCGAGAAAAGAGGAAUCACACACUCUGAACCAAACUGGAAUCACACACUUUGUGUCAGAAUUGAACAGAGAUCACUACAAAAUAUUCAUGAGGGAUUGGAUACUGUGUGAAAUGUACUAAGUAAAAUAUCUAAAGAUGAUUAUUGUGGAGUUUUAGUUUGUAUUUACUGUGUAGGAAAAUGAGAUUGUCUUUGAGACACUUUUGAAGUGUCUGUAUUGAGAUGUCAAAAUUGUCGAAAUUUGUUGGCUAAUAGGUAUUUCAUGAGAAGAUCAACACCAGCAAUAGAACACAGGUUCUCCUUCAAGUACGGCAGCAGUAGUUCUACUGUGGAAGUAACUUCUGACGUGAAGGAGGCCCACCGCACUUGCAGAGCUCCUUGUCCUCAGUCCCCUCUGGAGUCAUUCUCUUCUCCACAUGCUGUGCUGAGUGACGGGUACCAGCCCCUGUUAUUUCUCCUCGGUGGGCACUGAAUGAUUUUUGGUUUAUCUUCUUGUACCCACCUCUGGUUCUGACAAUCAGUGGCCUAGAGCACUGAGUGUUAACACAAACAUCACUAGCAACGGUGUUAAACAAGUCUAAACACAAAGGUGUUCUGUGCGAUAAUUUUUUAAAAGAUUACUUGUAUGAUAACCCUUGUCAUUAAUGUACAAAAUGCUUUUAAGUGACUUGUAAUUUGAAUACUUGUGAUGUAUACUUGCUUUGCUUAAUAUGUGUGGGCAAAGCAAAAUCUUGUGUAACAAGUCCUUAGACUUUUGUGGAUUAGACUUUUGACACAUCAGGGGCCAAAGCAGAGCCCUGGCUGCCUGCAGCAGAACAGUGAGGGCAGCACAGUACUGUGGGGAGAACUGCCUACUUCGCUACUAGAAGAAAAGAAGAGAAAGUUAAUGUUGAAAGAUAUAUAUACAUCAUUACAAAUUUGGAGAGAUUAGAAAGUCAAGAGAAAUGCAAUAGUUGUUUGUGUCAGUUUACAUUUAGCAUGUGGUAAAGGACUAUCACAAAACUGAUUUAAAAAUCGAAAGUUAAUCUGAAAACGACUAAUCAUAAUUUACAUUAAUAGUGACGUCAGGUUUGACUCGAGUUGGUUCUUAAGGUAAAUAGACUCUUGCCGGGCUUGUGAAUGACUGGCAAAGUCACACUAAUGACCUUUAGUGAGGCUCUCUAAAGGGUAGGUGGGUGGUGAUGCUUACUAAAAUACAUUUUGAGUCAUGGGAUUCGAGAUGCAGGGGCCUCAGGUCAUUGGACAUAACUAACUCCCUUGUUUACAGAGAAGAAACUGGGGCCCGGAGGAGUUCUGAAGCUUCUCCAGGCCAGCAGCCCGUGAGCUGGAGUGCCUGCGUCCCGGCCAGCUGUGGACUCCGGGUGCCACUGGCAGUCACCGAGGGCAGGUCCUGGUUUGCAUUCAGGUUAAGAUGUCCAGCUCGAAUGCUGUGUGAUAUUCUCCUACCUAAUCCCUAAGAUUAAACUUUCUACCCAGAAAAGGCAACUGAAGAAGGGUAUGAAAGUAGCUUUAUGAAUCUAAGUCCUUGUGCAGCCUCCCUCUGUGUCUUAGUCUUAGGGUUGAUAUUCUCUCUUGCUUAGCCUUUAUUCAUCUCAUGUUUAAUCAGUGUGCCUAGAGUUGCGGAGAAAUAAAAUACUGUUAGUUCAACUUUUAAAACUGCUUUCAGUUUUCCCUUCAUCCCCUGUUGGAUCCCUAAGGAAAUCAGCUUGUAAACUGUGGAUUAAGCAUGGUGGUUUGCCUUAUAAAUUCAACCUUUCGUGGAAUGAGAUGUCAUUGUAAAUUUAAAAAACCAUGAUUUCAUCUCCUGUACAGAGGCACCAAAGGGCCAUUUGUUCAGGAGGUGUGUACUCUAGCUAUUUCUUCAAGCAGUCAUGCUUUAUUACUGUUGACUUCCCUUAGGAUCACAGACACCUCUUCCAAGGAAUAAUCUAGAGGUGUCACAGUUAUUUAAAAAACAAACAAAACCUGUGUAAUAAGCAUCAAAUAGAUAUCAGACCCCCAACCUUGGUCUUUUGGGUUCAUCCAAAAUUAAACCAGCAGGUAGUCCAAUUUUUAAUAGGUUUAUAUAAACUCUAUUUGAUUCACAACCCUCCUCUAUACUCUCAGAUGGUGAGCAGACAGGAGUGAUGAUUCAUUUGAUCUUUUUUCCUGCAGGUAGGACUGCAGAUGAAGAUUCCCUAAAGCAAUUUUGGAUUAGAUUUCAUGAAUUAUCUUAAUCACCACACACAGUAUAUACCUUCGUGUGAUAGAAUUUGAGAAACAAACCAUUAUCUGUUAAGUCAGUAUGCUGUCAUUAAAUAACUAGAUUGAUAACUAGCCUGAUAGUUUUAAUUGGUAAUAGGUGGCUAUCUGUUCAUAGUAGAACUUGGAAUGGUGAAAGAAAAUUGUGAUUUCAGGGUCCUUUAAGGUCCAGGGGGAAUUGGUCUAUUCCCACUAUGUAUUUUAGCCUAAAAGAAUAUUACAAAUAAAUGAUAAUUUAUAGGACACUCAACAACUUCUAACACUUGUCUUUGAAAUAAGUUUGAAAACAAAUAUAUACAUUUUAAAGUUUCCAUUAACUGUGGGUUAUAUUAACAUUUUUUCACAUAGUUAGCUUAGACUGAAAAUGUUCAUUAGUGUUAGAAAGUUGGGGAAAUGGCUUAUCUCGUGUAUUUAAAUGUUUGUAUGUUUGUGUACUAUUUCAGCUCAGAGGGCAACACUGAAAAUGUACUAACUAAGCCACUGUUCCGUAACAGCUGGUUUGUAAAAUUCUGGUAACAUAUACACUGAAGGAUUACGCAGUAGUUAUCUUGCCAUGCACUUAAAAAAAAACAAAGAAACAAAAAUACUAAACUAAAAUGCUUCUGUCCUUGUUGGUGCGCCUGUGAAACACAUCUCUGGGGAAGUUACAUGACUUGAAAUAUUCUCAUCUGUAAACUAUAUAUAAACUUAAGGUGACAUUCUUAUAAACCAGGACCCUAACCAAGACAAAAUGCCUAUUUUUAAUCCACAAAUGCCUAUUUUUUAUCCUUACUCCUUAGAAUAAAAUUAAAUGUUCUAGGGACUUGCCUGCUGGUCCAGUGGUUAAGACUUUGCCUUCCAGUUUAGGGGGUACGGGUUCAAUCCCUGGUCAGGGAGCUAAGAUCCCACACGCCUCGCAGCCAAAAAACCAAAACAUAAACAGAAGCAGUAUUG